AUGGAUCAAAGAACAGAAAUUGACUUGAAAGAAUCCGCAGCGAGUUUGACCAUGCAUGGAUUCGGAAUAUUGCUUUCGACCAAAUCAAAAGCAAUGAGAUGCAUCUGGUUGUUGCUAAUUCUUUUCUUCGUAUCACUUGUAAUUUUGACAGUGAUGCCAACAAUUCGGGGCUACUUCAAAAGCCCGUCUUUAACAAAAGAAGAAACUGUCAGGGUAUCAGAAAUGAAGAUUCCAGCUGUAACAGUAUGCGGGCCAAGCCUUAGUAAAGCUAAAGUCACAAAAUUUGCAAAAGAGAAAAACAUAACCGUUAAAUAUAACUGGCUUGGACGUAUAGACAACAUGGAUGACAUAUUAUGGAAAGCUUCCUCUCUAGAAGAUCUAGCAUAUGAUAACAACACCAUGUUUAUUAUCACCCCUGACAAACAUGACAUUGCCAUCGAAAGAGUACUUGUGGCCAACCAAGGUUAUUGCUACAAAGUAAAUGCGAAUGGAACUGCCAUACAAAAAUCGGUUAAUCUUGGGUUCACCUUCGAUAUUAUUUUAUUUGUAAAUUUAUCAAAUGGAGUACAAUUUAAUACCUCUCCAACAGACGCCGUUCAUGUUCUCAUACAAGAUCACAAACAAUUUCCGUCUCUGGAUUCUGGGAGAAUUCUUGCUCCAAUCGGCCAUCAGACUUUUAUUGAAAUGAAAAAGACCGAGAUUACGAGGCUUAAACCUCCUUACCCAUCAAAAUGCACAAAUGGCGAAAACAUGAAGCUGCUUUUCAAAGGUGAUUAUACAGUUAGCAACUGCAGAUUGUCUUGCCUCCUUAGCCAAGUUUCACAAAGAUGUUCUUAUAUAUUCGCUUGGCAUAGCCACCUUUUACCAAAAGCGAUGAGAAAGCAACUAUCAAGAAAUCAAAGCGAAGCUUCAUGCUCUUUGACAAUUACUGAAAAGCUCCUUGAUUCGAAUUACGCCUCCUGCAACUGCGAGCUACCGUGUACAGAAACGAAAUUUCGCAAGUAUUCAUCAACUGCAAAGAUGACAUCAGAGGACCCAAGGAUCCAUAAGCACAUCGUUGUAAUCAGCGUCUUUUUUGGGGGUAUGGAGUAUGAGAAAAUAACUGAACUUAAAAUGUAUACUACUGAAAGAUUCGUUGGAGAAAUUGGAGGCCAGAUGGGAAUAUGGAUUGGUGCAUCAAUUUUUUCUGUAUUUGAGCUGAUUUAUUUGUUAAUCCAGUUUAUUGAUUUUUUAUGCCGGAAGAAGAGAAGAAAAUCUUCUAACCUCGAAAAAGGGGUCGCAAAAGAAGUGAAUGAUUCUGUUUUUUGAAACGUUUUAGGAUACGCUGUUUUCCUAUUAAGGUUAGGGUAAACGUUUUUGACACGAUAUUUGGUUUUCUCUCCCUAAAAAUCAAACUAUUGAUGGAAUCAGAUUACACUAUACAUCAUUCGAUGCACAAAAACAUGGUGAUUCCAACCAUAAUUAUAUUAUAUUUUCCAGGCAAAUUAUUGCUUAAAUGAGUGUACCACCUUCAAAAGCUAGUUUGUACCCUUGCGUUUUAGGUAUCAAAAUCUGACUUAUAUCAGCAGAACGCGCAGAUCCUAAGCUACCAAAAUUUGUCUGAGAUUUUUCAAAUUCCUCCUCCCCUUGAAACUGUACCCUGUCAAAAAUUGGCAAACAAUUUUUCUUCCCUCUCAUAGCUGUAUUUGGCUAUAAAAGACGGACCAGAGCAAAUCCAAAAAUUUUGAGACACUGUUUGCUUACCCGACAUCUGUCCUGGCCGUGGGCAAAUUUUUGAGCCAUUCGAUUGACUUCUUGGGUACACAAUAGCUUUUUCUUACCUGUAUGUAGAGGAUUUGUGAGUUCGGAGAAAACGAGAUUUUACUGAUCUUGCUUGCAAGGUACACUCGUAAACAACGUAAUCCGGGUCAAGUCACUUGAAUCUUUAAGAUCAAUAAGCUUGUUUAAAUAAACACGGCCGUACAUGGGAUACAUGGAUGUGCCAUGCGAUAUUUUAAAUGAGACAUGCGACCACAACCACCGCAAAGCAACACUUAACAGGUCAAGAGAUUUUCAGGCCUCAACUAAAUGUUCUGAUAAAGAAAUUAUGGAAACCUUCGUUUACAUGGCAUUUUUUCCAUUUUCAAGAUUUCUGUUCGUUUCAAUUUUGGUAUCAUUGUGUGCCUUGAAAGUUCAGCUACUUGAAUGUGAGAUAAUCGAAAAAUGGAUGUUUUCAUCCAGAAAACGUUUACCGUAACCUUAACGUCAUAUGGUUCAUUUUGCGCAAUUCAAUCUGGGCUUGGUAGUCACGGCGCUACUCGCAAGCAGCAUUUAAGCCUAGCGCACACUAGCGAUUUUUGUCGCCAACGACGGCGAUUUUUGUCGCUGGCGACUAAAUAUUUUCCCCUGAACACUUGCGAUUUUUUCUGCCUUGGCCAAUGACUUUUGGUCUCCACCUCGUAAUGAGCCUCGAUAAAAAUGACCAGAAAUUAACAAUCAAAUUUUUCAUAACCCAUGCAUGUGCCUGGAAAUCCUCAAAAAUUACAGGAUGGGAAAAUUUAGACAAAAACAAUGAAAAAUAUUGCCAGCUUUGAUUUAACCAGGCCACAUCUAAUGGCAAAAAAUUAGGCCCAAAAUUGUGGAUUUAGCUUGGCCUAAAUUAAGCUACUUAUUUAAUUUUAUUCUCUUUUGUACUAUAAAGAACCGAACACAUGGGUUUUAUGCACAAUUUGUGUGUUAUCUGUUUUACUGUUAGUUGCUAGUAGUUAGUAAAACCUAGAUCGUUCGAGAUUUUUAGCUUUAUAGGCAACCCACGCUGCUGAAAGGAUAUAUUAAUAGAAGUGCAGUUGUUAGUUCAAUUAGAGAGAAAUCUUGUUCGUGUUUAUCCAAAUACGUUUACAAAUAAUUGAGAGCAGUAGUACCCGCUCGUGGCACUAAGAGCAUCAGCAAGCUCAGCCACGGCUGCAGCUUUUGCCGUCCUAUCGUCGUAUUGUCGAAAGGAUAUGGCGUACAGGCUGUAUUCUCGCAAGAAAAUCUGCCUUGUAAUCAAUGGGAUGUUUUUAAUGCAUCCCAAUUUCAUAUCAACCCUUUUACCGAAAGGUAUUUGUUGUGGAAUUAAGUUAUCUCUUGUUUCUUCAUGGUUUUACCCUCCUGUUAAGUUUCUCUUACAUAUCCUGGAAAAUAUUUGAAGCGAAAUAACUAAAAAUGAACUCUCGAUCAUCCCUUUUUCUUUUAAAGCCAAAAAUCUCGCAGUCAAAAAUCUCACAGAAUUUAACCAUUUGGCUGCUACAUCUUUAAUACACCACAUCUAUGAGCAUAAACAUUUAAAUUAUCAUCAUCGAGAACCCUAAGAAAAGCAGAUUACUCUCAAUUUCAGUGGCAUAUUUCCGUUAACUUCAAACUAGUAUAUGCAUUUAUCUUUAGAAUCGACUGUGAUAGCCUAAACUUCAGAGAGAUUUUCAAUAAUUUAAUUUGAUUUAAACCUAUCAAGGAAUUUGUCAGUGUUGGUUUCUGUAAUUUGUAAUAGUUAUUCAGUAUUUGCUGAGCGCUCUGGACUUUCCCCUGAGUCUUUCACGUUAUGCUAAGCUGCUUGCACCGCUGUAUCUGUUAAUUUAAAAGUUAAGUUCGUUUCAAAUAACAAAAAAAGCGAAAAUCCUUCUCUCGACUACGCUCUAAAUUUAUUCGUAUUUCUGUAAAGCAUUUUAUCAUAAAAAUUAUUUGUUCUCUUAAUUACUAGUAAACUUUAGUGGACAAUUUAGGACAAUAGAAACCUGGAACCGGGUUGGUUUUUUAGAAACUUUAGCUAGCACGAGCAAAGAAGGUGACAUUUAGGUUUCUACCGGAGAUCCUACCAAAAUGAUUAGUGUGAAGCAAAACUCUGUAAGCCUCGAGACUUCAAUUUUAUUAACAAUACAGGUUUUUAAGUUGGUGUCCACAUUGUUUAUUUUUACGUCUAAAAAGGGCAAUGUAUUCAGACGCCAACACACCACCGUCAGCCAGCACUACUAGAAUUGAAGCCAUCGCAACGUAUUCAGAACCGGCACAAGACGCUUUGGUGAGUGUCAAACUUUCCCCUUCCAGGUCACUGGAAAAUGAUGGAAACCUUUAUUUUCAAAGUUAAGCACUUUAGAUGCGAUUAACACUGGCUUUCAAUCAUUGCUUUUUCAUAGUCAACUCCUGUUAUAGUUAAAGGCAAUCGGUCUCGUUGUCAUGCUAACGAGAGCAAUAGCUGGAACAAUAGCCAAAACACGAUUCCAGCGCUCCGCCAUAUUUUUUACAAUGCGAUAAAUUAAAGGGGGACUGGAAACAAUAGAAAUCCCUUUGUUCUUAUAACCAAUCAACGUCAUGACAGAUUGCCUUUAAGUGGAAAUGCCGUUCUUAUAUGCAUUCUAUCAAUUCAAUUUGUAUUAUCAUCUGCACAAUUGCACAGGAGAAAGGAACCAAA
Rhopilema esculentum is the source of this 4423-nucleotide messenger RNA. Lineage: Eukaryota; Metazoa; Cnidaria; Scyphozoa; Rhizostomeae; Rhizostomatidae. The record is from RefSeq and is a predicted model, not a curated record.